AUGACUCGGCUGUGGGCGCUCUUCCUCGCCGCGACCGCGCUUGCGACCCCCUUCGACCCGCGUAACAACUGGGGUAACGAUAACGACAACGACAAGCCCGGCAAGGGGGACGGCCACGGAUAUGGGCACGACAAGGACCACCACAACGACCAUGACCACGGACAUGGUCACGGCCACGGCCACGGUGACGGUGAUGGCGAGCCCCAAGGCAACGGCACGUCGCCUUACCAGGUGAUGGCUGAGCCGAUGAUCGGUAUCCCCGCCCUCGGUCUGCCAGCGCCCAGCAACAAGACGCGAAUUCCCGGCUAUCUGCUUGGACCUGGCAAGUCCGGCGUCGCGAGCGAGGAGAAGACGUGCUCCGAGCUCGGCGUCUCGAUCAUGAAGGACAAGGGCGGCAACGCGAUCGACGCCGCUAUCAGCACGACGCUGUGCAUCGGCAUGCUGAACGCGUUCAGCUCCGGUAUCGGCGGCGGCGGCUUCAUGGUCGUCCGCGUGCCGGGUCAGAAGGCGAAGCACAAGGCGCAGGUCACGUCCAUCGACUUCCGCGAGACGGCGCCCGCCGCGGCCAACGAGACGAUGUACAAGGAUACCGGCCGAAAUGGGUCCCAGAUCGGCGGUCUCGCCGUCGGUGUGCCUGGAGAGCUGCGUGGACUCGAGGCAGCUCACAAGCUCGGCGGCUCUCUGCCUUGGAAUGAGCUUGUCGAGCCUGUCGCUCAGAUUGGACUGAACGGUUGGCAGGUCUCUGCUGAGCUCGCGGGACGCCUGAACAAGAGCGCGUGGAUUACGGACUCGCCCCGCUUCCGCGACAUCUACUUCGUGAACGGCAAGAUGGCUGUUGAGGGCGACACGAUCAAGCGUGAGAAGUACGGCAAUGCGCUCAUGAAGAUCGCGAAGGAGGGUCCUGGCGCUUUCUACGAGGGCUCGAUUGCCGACGACAUCAUCAACGCCGUGCACGAGGCUGGAGGCAUCCUGACGCACGAGGAUCUGAAGAACUACACCGUGCGUCAGAAGAAGGCGAUCAGCUCCACCUUCCGCGGCAAGACGGUGCAUACCAUGGACGCGCCCAGCAGCGGCCUCGUCAUGCUCGGUAUGCUGAACAUUUACGAGCCGCUCUUCCCCGGUCGCGAGAAGUGCUGGAAGGAGGAGGACAUCCACAACCGUCUCGAGGCCAUGAAGUUCGCUUUUGGUGCGCGCUCGGGCGUUUCCGACCCCGCCUUCAACGCCAACGCCUCCGAGUUCCCCAAGUUCUACUCGAAGGAGUGGGCGAAGGAGCAACGCGACAAGAUCACCUACCAGGUCCACGACGCGAGCUACUACGGUCUGAACAAGUACGACGCGCCGGACCACGGCACGACGCACAUCGCGACCCUCGACGAGGACGGAUACUCUGCCUCGAUCACUACCACGGUCAACCUGCUCUUCGGUGCGCACCUCGCCACCCCCGAGUGGGGCAUCUUCCUGAACGACGAGAUGGACGACUUCGCCGUGCCCGGCGAGAGCGACGCGUUCGGCCUCCCGCCUAUGGCUGUUAACUUCCCUCAGCCCGGCAAGCGCCCUCUCUCGUCGACCGCACCCUCCAUCGUUGAGGCGCCUGGUGGCAAGAGCGUGUACGCCGUUGUUGGCGGAUCGGGCGGAAGCCGCAUCUUCCCCUCUGUUGCGCAGGUCAUCCUGAACGCCGAGUGCGGUGACGACAUCUCCGCCGCCAUCGAGCGCGUGCGCUGGCACAACCAGCUCAGCCCCAACAUUACCUCCGUCGAGGUCGGCACUGGCAAGGACGCCGCGGACCCCGAGGUCAUCUACGGCCUCCUCAGGCGUGGCGAGAUCAUUGGCGAGUACGACAUCAACGCGCCCCAGGGUCAGGUGCAAGGCAUUCUCGUCAACAAGAAGGGCGAGCUGUACGCGGCUUCGGACAGCAGGAAGCACGGUGUCGCCGCGGUCUACUGA
Messenger RNA from Trichosporon asahii var. asahii CBS 2479, 1944 nucleotides. RefSeq lists its product as uncharacterized. NCBI's taxonomy places the organism in Eukaryota, Fungi, Basidiomycota, Tremellomycetes, Trichosporonales, Trichosporonaceae. Bases 1 to 1944 code for a protein of 647 amino acids. The record is from RefSeq and is a predicted model, not a curated record. The transcript is spliced from 2 exons. Gene Ontology annotation, molecular function: glutathione gamma-glutamate hydrolase. Gene Ontology annotation, biological process: glutathione catabolic process. Gene Ontology annotation, cellular component: fungal-type vacuole; plasma membrane.